CAAACUUCCCUAGAUAUCCCUCCCAUCCCAUGCAAACUGAGCGCCGCGUGCUUAACUAGGUCAAGUCAAACGCUUAAUCUCAAUCGGAUUAUUGGAGGCUAUAUACGACGAUCAUGGCAGACGUCAAUGGAAGUACAAGCAUCGGAAUGCCGGCCGAUGAACAGGACAAUAGGGAACUUCUCUCGUCGGAAAACGCCGUAGAUGCGUCUUCUUCGUGGAGGCUCCUUGCUAGUGAGUUCCAGUUGCCGGAACGUAAAUCUUCCGAUGAUCGUUCUUUUUUCGGUAUCCAACGCCUCUUCCUCAAUCAGAGGAAACAAGGAAGGGUUGCCAAGUACUAUGAAACGCAAGAAAGGCUUCUAGAGGGUUACAAUGAGAUUGAAACUAUGCACGAGGAAGGUGGUUUACAAGGAAUGACCGAGGAUGAGAUGAAGCAACUUGCCAGGAAUGAGAGUUGGGCUGUUACAAUCUCAAAUGUGGCUAACAUGGUGCUAUUUGUAGCCAAGGUUUAUGCUUCCAUUGAGAGCAGGUCACUGGCGGUCAUAGCUUCAACCUUAGAUUCUCUAUUGGACCUUUUAUCCGGUUUCAUUCUUUGGUUCACUGCCCACGCAAUGAAAAAGCCAGAUCACUUUCGCUAUCCUAUUGGAAAACAUCGGAUGCAACCUGUGGGCAUUCUUGUCUUUGCAUCAGUAAUGGCAACAUUAGGAUUGCAAAUCCUGCUUGAAUCUGGUCGGCAACUUGUGAAUAAGACCAGUCAUCAAAUGGGAAAAACCGAAGAAAUGUGGAUGAUUGGCAUUAUGGUUACAGUAACGAUGGUAAAGUUUGUGCUGAUGGUUUACUGUCGUAGAUUCAAGAAUGGCAUCGUGAGGGCCUACGCUCAAGAUCAUUUCUUCGACGUGAUCACUAACUCGGUUGGACUUGUGGCGGCUAUCUUGGCAGUCCGUUACUACUGGUGGAUUGAUCCUACCGGGGCUAUAAUAAUAGCACUUUAUACAAUUAACACAUGGGCAAAAACAGUAAUCGAGAACGUGGAAGCUUUGAUUGGAAGAAGCGCUCCGCCAGAGUUCAUUGGGAAGUUGACGUUCCUGGUGUGGAAUCAUCACGAGAAUAUCAAGAACAUAGACACGGUCCGGGCUUAUAAUUUCGGGUCUCGUUACUUUGUGGAAGUUGAUAUUGUGUUACCAGAAGAAACUGCUUUAGUGCAGGCUCAUGACAUUGGAGAAACUUUGCAAGAAAAAUUGGAGAUGUUGCCUGAAGUUGAAAGAGCUUUUGUUCAUAUAGACUUUGAGUUCAGUCACAAGCCUGAACACAAGUGCCAUGUCUGAUUGAUAGA
Messenger RNA from Impatiens glandulifera, 1330 nucleotides. RefSeq names its product metal tolerance protein 10-like. NCBI's taxonomy places the organism in Eukaryota, Viridiplantae, Streptophyta, Magnoliopsida, Ericales, Balsaminaceae. Gene Ontology annotation, biological process: monoatomic cation transport; transmembrane transport. Gene Ontology annotation, molecular function: monoatomic cation transmembrane transporter activity. The record is from RefSeq and is a predicted model, not a curated record. Bases 114 to 1322 code for a protein of 402 amino acids. Gene Ontology annotation, cellular component: membrane. The transcript has 6 exons.